Seriola aureovittata is the source of this 1949-nucleotide messenger RNA. RefSeq names its product multidrug and toxin extrusion protein 1-like. The transcript is spliced from 17 exons. The record is from RefSeq and is a predicted model, not a curated record. Bases 85 to 1941 code for a protein of 618 amino acids. NCBI's taxonomy places the organism in Eukaryota, Metazoa, Chordata, Actinopteri, Carangiformes, Carangidae. Gene Ontology annotation, biological process: xenobiotic detoxification by transmembrane export across the plasma membrane. Gene Ontology annotation, molecular function: antiporter activity; xenobiotic transmembrane transporter activity. Gene Ontology annotation, cellular component: membrane.
GCCUUGGCUUAGUUCCAGGGAAGUUGUAACCGCAACAAGAUUUCCAUUCUGUCCAACACCCUGGAGAGCAACUAAGAUAAGUACAUGGGAGAAAAGACGGACACUUCGGCAGCAGAGGGACCUGCAUUGGCAUCUUAUCGUGCUAUAGAUAUGGAGGCGUCCAGUGACAAGCUUUUCUGCUGCAGGUGGGUGCGCAACAAGGUUCCCCUGGCCCACAGAGAGGAGCUGUACCACAUCCUGAGGAUGACGGGGCCUCUGCUGCUCUCUCGAAUCCUCAAUUACCUGCUUCCAUUUGUAGUCACAAUGUUCUGUGGACGUCUGGGAAAUGACGUGAUGGCUGGCUACGGAUUGGCUUCUGCUACGAUUAAUGUCACCACUGCAGCAACUGGAUAUGGUCUGGGGCUGGCAUGUGAUACGCUGGUGUCUCAGACAUUUGGUGGUAGGAACCUGCUGCGGGUGGGAGUGAUCCUUCAGCGGGGCAUCAUCAUCCUGUUGCUGUUCUGUCUGCCUUGCUGGGGUCUGCUCAUUAAUGCCAAGGCCAUCCUGUUAUGUGUGGGUCAGGACCCUGAGGUGGCCAGAAUAGCCCAGCUGUAUAUUACAGCCUUCCUCCCUGCUGUACCAGCAAUGUUUCUACAUAAUCUUCAGGUGUCUUACCUGCAGAACCAGGGUAUAAUACUGCCUCAAAUGUACACUGCCGCCAUGGCAAACAUUGCAAAUCUGGUGACGAACUACGUCUUUCUUCACUGGCUGGAUCUGGGGGUUAGUGGAUCUGCAGCAGCCAAUACUCUGUCUCAGAUUUACAUCUGUGCUUUUCUGUUUGCUUACAUUUGGUGGAAGAAGCUCCAUGUGAAAACAUGGGGAGGUUGGUCCGUAGAAUCACUGCAGGAGUGGGGUUCCUACAUGAAGCUGGCCAUCCCCAGUACACUGAUGAAGUGCUUUGAGUGGUGGGUUUAUGAGUUUGGAGGAUUUUUUGCAGGGAUGCUGAGUGAAGACGAGCUGGCAGCUCAACAUGCUGUGAUAAUGGUGGCAUUCAUAACCUACAUGUUUCCUCUCGGUGUUCAAGCUGCAGCGUGUGCCCGUGUGGGUAAUGCUCUCGGGGCAGGAGACAGUGCCAGGGCAAUCCUCACCAGCAAGAUGUCACUCACUCUUGCAGGCAGCAUGGCGGUUGUUGAAGGUCUGGUGCUUGGCUCGACUAAAACAGUGAUUGGCUCCAUCUUCACCUCUGAUGAGAAGAUCAUAGGUCUGGUUUCGCACUUGAUGAAUGCCUACUGUUUCCUCCAGUUCUUCGAUGGUCUUGUGUGUGUGUGCACGGGCAUCUUCUUGGGCACGGGCAAACAGAAGAUACCAGCUGUGGCUAAUUUCAUUGGCUACUACUGCAUAGGACUUUCACUGAGUAUUACUUUAAUAUUUGUAGCAAAGCUGAGAGUUUUAGGUUUUUGGCUGGGACUGCUUGUUUGUGUCAUUUUACAAUCCACCUUCUACAUCAUUGUCAUCUUCAAGCUGAACUGGGAGAGAAUGACAGAGGAGGCGCUGAAACGAGCUCAGAAGAACACUCACAUGAUAUUACUAAGCACAGCUGCACUGUCGGACACUGCUGGUAACAAUACUGCUGACCGGACAGCGGGUAAUGGAAACUCAGUGAAUGGCUAUAUAUCUGUGAGAAGUGAGUGCCAUGAUGGGAACACAGAGACACAAGAUGGACAUGUGGUCCAGCAGGUGAAGGGAGGUCGUCUCUCCACCACCCAGCUGAUACUCAGGCGAGGCCUCACUAUGUUUUUGGCUGUCGGACUACUGGCUGUGGGAGCAAGUGUGCACUUCCUUGCACCCUUUCCACAGACCUUUUCUUCAGAGGCCAACUUUACGAAGGCCUGGAUCAAUAGUACGUACACUCCUGAUCAAAUUUUAUCCACUGUUCUGGUCCCAAAUGAAGAGUCAGCUUGACUUCAAGA